Molecule: messenger RNA, 1784 nt
Organism: Caenorhabditis angaria
Lineage: Eukaryota; Metazoa; Nematoda; Chromadorea; Rhabditida; Rhabditidae
Source: the annotation of a GenBank genome assembly
AUGGCUCUGUUUAUAUUUAUGACCUUCUCGGCAAUCGCCGUAUUUUUCCUUCUACUCAUUGCCACGUGCUUACCGUAUACAUUUUUGAAAAAUUGCUGUGUGUAAGUUUUUUUUUUGCUUUUGGAGAAUCUCAGAAAAAAAUUGCCAUUAUAAAUUAGAAAAAUUUUAUAAACGUGAUCUAAUUUUUUCUGGCUUUUUAAUAAUCCAAAUUGUGAAAAAAUUAUUUCUCAUUUUCGAAUAAAUUGGAAGAAAGAACAGAUGGUUCGUGUGAGUCAUCGCAAUUUACAAUAAAAAAUUUUCAUUCAGAAAUGCUUCCAAAUUAACUGUAUCGAUCCUAGGAUGUGCAUCUUGUGGAGUAUUCAUCGCAACUUGUUUUCUGGGUUUAGUUCCACAUGUUCGUCAUCAGGAAAUGGAAUUGAGGUCAAAUUCAACGAUAACUUCAUCAUACGAGUAUAUUCCAACAACUGAUCAAUUAGUUGUUAUUGGUUUUGUCAUAAUUCUCAUCGUUGAACAAUUGAUUCACGGAAUCGGACAUUCAAUUGGACAUUCACAUUCAUCAAAUAAUUCAUCUCAACCACAAACUACAAUCAAAUUGAGAAAGUUUUUGGAUGUAAGUUUACAUUUAUCAAUUUAUGAAAUAUUUUUCAAUGAAACUAUUUUUUAGGAAGAUGGGGAUGAUAAUGUUCCAUUGGUAGAUGUUGAUCCAGCUGAUGAUGAUAACGAUGAUAUUAUUUUUAGACAAGUAUGUAAAAAUCAAAAGAUCUUUGCUCACAAUUAAUAUUUUUAGACCCCAAAUAGUCCUGGAAGAUCUUGUCAUGAGAAUAAUGUUGCAAAUUCGAUGAAUAUUCGAGUUUGGUUUUUAUUGCUUGGAAUGUCGGUUCAUUCAUUUUUCGAAGGUGUUGCACUUGGUGUUCAAAAUGAUAAACAUGCAUUUUAUCAAAUAUUAAUUGCUGUUUUAUUUCACGAAGUUUUAUGCUGUGUUUCAUAUGGAAUUCAAUUAGCAAAACAUAAUGCGAGUAGAAAUUAUGCUUGGAUUUCAUCGAUAUUUUUAUCAGCCACAAUUCCUAUAGGAAUGGUACUGGCGACUACGGUAGGUUUUUGUAAUCUUUUAAAAUUUUAUGAAAGAGUGUGAAUAGUUAUAUUAUUUUUAGAUUGAUGGAAUUGAAAAUGAAACUUGGCAAAGACUUGGUCGAUAUUGGCUUGAAGGUUUGGCUGCUGGAACUUUUGUUCAUGUUGCACUUGUUGAAUUACUUCCAAUGGAAUUACAUUCUGAUGAAGAUGGAGGACACGGACAUAGUCAUGUUAGUUUAUUUUGGGUUGAGGGUUUCUGAUGGGAUAGAACAUUAUAGUUUUCCAAAAUUGAGAAAAACGGAAAAAUUGACUUUUUCAAGUUUUGGAAAUAUAGCCUUCACAGGGAGAUGUUUUGCAAGGAGAUAGGACGUAUGAAACUACGUUUAAAAAGGAAAAAUGAAUUUUGAAUUUCCACAUGUUACGUCACGUAGAUUUUAUUUUUUUCAAUUUGAAUUUUCACAUUUUUUCCACAAAGCUUUUUUUUGGUUUUGUUCUUAUCGUUAAUUUUUUCCGAAUUUCUCCAUAUAAACAAAUCAAUGUUAUUUGUUCAGAAUCUAAUUGCUGAUUCAACUUCAUCUUCUCAUUCUCAUAAUCAUUCUUCUUCUUCUUCUUCCCAUUCUUCGAAAUGGUCUUCACUUAUCAAAUCAUUGUUUGUAACUGGCGGUAUUUUAUUGUUUGUAUUUUUCAAAGCUUUGAUUGGAACACAUCAUUGA